Messenger RNA from Spinacia oleracea (spinach), 915 nucleotides. RefSeq lists its product as uncharacterized. NCBI's taxonomy places the organism in Eukaryota, Viridiplantae, Streptophyta, Magnoliopsida, Caryophyllales, Amaranthaceae. The record is from RefSeq and is a predicted model, not a curated record. Bases 1 to 915 code for a protein of 304 amino acids. The transcript has 2 exons.
AUGGAUACUAGUUGGAUUGACUUACGAAAAGGGGAUACCCGUUAUUAUAACGGUUGCAUGGAAUUUUUAGAGGUUGCAAAGGAGACUCUUCUAAAGGGAAAAACUCGAUGCCCGUGUAAUAAAUGCAAGUUAAAUAAAUGGUUUGACUUAGGCGAGGUAGGAGGACACAUUUUAUUUAACGGUUUUUAUAAGAAUUAUAGGCAAUGGAUUUUCCAUCGUAGAGUUGAAGUGAGUAAUACCUUAGAGAUCCCUAAUGAUCAAGAAAAUGUAGUUGGUCGAGAUGAUAUGAAUGGGUUACUAAGAGCAGCUUUUAAGGUUGACAAUAGUCCACAACCCACCAACAAACCCCAAGACCCAUCAUUAAGUGAAGCUAAUUUUGAAGAUGAAUAUUCGUAUGACAUGCAUGAAGAGUUAAAUUUUGAAUGUGAGGAAGAUGAUGAAUUUCCAUCAACCAACACCAAUGAAGAAGAAGCGAAGUAUAAACGACUUAGGGAAGCUUCUGAUGAGGAUGCAUUUCCUUAUAUUAAGGAGUUUCCAUCGUCGUAUUACGAAGGCAUAAAGAUAAUGAAUGAUUUGGGAUUGGGUUACGAGAAAAUCCAUGCAUGUCCGAAUGAUUGUAUGUUAUAUUGGGGAGAAUUUGCAGGAAAAAGUGAGUGUCAUAUCUGCCACAGAUCAAGGUGGAAGAAUGUGAAAGAAAAGGAGGGUGAGAGUAGUGUGAAAGACAAAGGAACAUGUAAGAAGGGUGUUCCAGCUAAAGUGAUGCGGUACUUUCCUCUGAUCCCUAGACUAAAGAGACUUUACAUGUCAUCUAAAACAGCAGAGGACAUGAGAUGGCAUUUUGACCGCAAGGAUGGAAAUAUCAUAAGUCACCCGGCGGAUGGUGAAGCUUGGAAAAUGUUUGAUAAAAGAUAUUAG